AUGUGGCCUGAUCCGCUAGAUGACGAAUCAGGCAUUAUUGGACUUGUUGUUGUUGUAGCACGCGAAGAAGAUGUUUGCAAUGAACGAUCCUGUUAUCCGGCCACCGGGAACCUCUUGAUUGGCCGGAAGGAUAGGCUUAGUGCAACAUCGACGUGCGGUCUCCGAGGUCGUCAGCGCUACUGCAUCGUUUCUCAUCUGGAAGAGCAAACUAAAUGUUUCUACUGCGAUAGCAGAACAGAAUGGCGGCCACAUCGAGAGCCUUACAAGCUCAGCCACAGGAUUGAAAAUGUUGUGUCAGAAUCGUACGAGGAUCGGAACAGAAACUGGUGGCAGUCAGAAAACGGUGUGCAAAAUGUCUCGAUACGACUCGAUCUUGAAGCGGAAUUUCAUUUCACUCAUCUCAUCAUCACUUUCAAAUCGUUUCGUCCGGCUGCUAUGAUAAUCGAACGUUCGGCCGACUACGCUAAAACAUGGCUCGUUUCAUCCACAUCUUUUGUAAAUACAGCAACUCUCGCAGAAAUUCGUGUUAGAGUAACUUGUAUACAUAGACGAAAUUCCGAUAAAAUUGUUUGGUCUCCUUAUCGUUACUUUGCUUAUGAUUGCCAGAACACAUUCCCGAAUAUUCCGGAAGGCCCACCGAAGAAACACACAGAUGUCAUUUGUACCAGACGAUACAGUGAUGUUGCACCUUCUACAGGAGGCGAGUUGGUUUACAAAGUGAUAUCACCGCAUAUUCCGACAGAGAAUCCGUAUGCAGAUGAGAUCGCCAAUUUACUGAAAGUAACAAAUAUUCGAAUGAAUUUCACCAAACUUCAUACGCUUGGCGACGACUUGUUAGACUACAGGCCCGAAAUAGAUGAGAAAUACUACUAUGCAAUCUAUGAACUGGUCGUUCGUGGGUCGUGCUCGUGCUACGGACAUGCACAGCGAUGUAUACCCAUGGACAAUAGUGCCUCAGUUCCUGUUCCUUAUCGUGCUGACAUGGUAUUCAGUUUUUAUGGUACUAACUGA
Molecule: messenger RNA, 1011 nt
Organism: Gongylonema pulchrum
Lineage: Eukaryota; Metazoa; Nematoda; Chromadorea; Rhabditida; Gongylonematidae
Source: the annotation of a GenBank genome assembly